GCGGGCACGGGACGGCGCCCAAGGGGCCCUCGUCGGCUGGGGGUUGGGGGCCCCGAGGGCCGGCCAUCUUCCCUCCGGACGCUGGCGAGUCCGGGGCCAGGACUUGAGGGGCCGGGGGUGCCUGGACCUCGCCUGGGCCGCGCCAUGGUGACGGAGCAGGAGCUGGAGGCCAUCGGGCGGACGCUGCUGGACCCGGGGCAGCCGCUGCAGGCGCGCUUCCGGGCGCUGUUCACAUUGCGCGGGCUCGGGGGCGCCGGCGCCAUCGCGUGGAUCGCGCGGGGCUUCGCCGACGACUCGGCGCUGCUCAAACACGAGCUGGCCUACUGCCUGGGGCAGAUGCAGGACGCGCGCGCCGUGCCCGUGCUGGCCGCCGUGCUGCGCGACGCAGGCCAGGAGCCCAUGGUGCGGCAUGAGGCAGGCGAGGCCCUGGGGGCCAUCGGCGACCCCUCGGUGCUGGAGCUCCUGAAGCAGUACUCCGCGGACCCCGUGACCGAGGUGGCCGAGACGUGCCAGCUGGCCGUGGGGCGGCUGGAGUGGCUGCAGCAGGGCGCCGAGCCCGCGGCCGGGCCCUACCUCUCCGUGGACCCCGCGCCGCCCGCUGAGGAGCGCGACGUGGGGCGGCUGCGGGAGGCGCUGCUGGACGAGGCGCGGCCGCUGUUCGACCGCUACCGCGCCAUGUUCGCCCUGCGCAACGCCGGCGGCAAGGAGGCAGCCCUGGCGCUGGCCGAGGGCCUGGGCUGCCGCAGCGCCCUGCUCCGCCACGAGGUGGGCUACGUGCUGGGCCAGCUGCGGCACGAGGCGGCGGUGCCCCAGCUGGCGGCCGUCCUGGCGCGCGCGGCCGAGAACCCGAUGGUGCGGCACGAGUGCGCCGAGGCCCUGGGUGCCAUCGCCCAGCCCGCCUGCCUGGAGGCGCUGCGGGCGCACGCGGCGGACCCAGAGCGUGUGGUGCGCGAGAGCUGCGAGGUGGCGCUGGACCUGUACGAGCACGAGCGCGGGGCGGCCUUCCAGUACGCGGACGGGCUGGAGCGGCUGCGGGCGGGGGCGAGCUAGGCCGGCCAAGCCCGCCCUGGGGGGCCCCGCCCCGCCCCCGGACCGGUCUGGUUCUGCCGCCCGCUCCCGCGCCUCCCCGGGUGUAGACGCUCUUGUCCCCCUCCCAGCCCGGGACCUGCGUGUCCCCUGCGCCCCCCCAGGGCCUGGCGCAAGGCUCCACCGAGCAAGUUCCUGCGCACGGGGCCUCGUGAGAGGACCCGGGGGCUGUACCUGAGCUUGGAGGCAGGCUGGGGCUCCGGGGCUCCACUCCGCUCAGAAAGGGCCGCAGGGGCUGGGGGUCGGAGCUUGGCCCCCAGGGCAGGGAGAGGGCACGGAGCUGGGCGCUGGUUGGAUCCGGUGAGGUCCCCAGCGGCCGGGCUGCUGCCCACGCGGAACAUUAAAUUAUUUUUGCCAAGUGGAGGCUCCUGUGAGUGUGUUGGGGGAAUCGG
Lepus europaeus (European hare) is the source of this 1478-nucleotide messenger RNA. It is a transcript of the gene DOHH, whose product is annotated as deoxyhypusine hydroxylase. The record is from RefSeq and is a predicted model, not a curated record. Gene Ontology annotation, biological process: peptidyl-hypusine biosynthetic process. NCBI's taxonomy places the organism in Eukaryota, Metazoa, Chordata, Mammalia, Lagomorpha, Leporidae. The coding region runs from base 145 to 1050 and encodes 301 amino acids. Gene Ontology annotation, molecular function: deoxyhypusine monooxygenase activity. The transcript is spliced from 5 exons.